CCGCUUCUGCUGCCGCGGGGGGUUCCGCAGCGGAGAUCGCCGGGGCCUCUUCUGCCGCCGCGGAUGCCCUGGUUUCUUCCGUGGGCGGUGCCGCCUCGGAGCUUGCCGGUGCGGCCGCGGACGCCCUUGUCUCGGCGGGCGACGCCCUGGCAUCGUCGUCGUCGGCUGCCCUCGGAGAAGCGACCGAUGCCCUGUUGACGGGCACCGGAGAGAUGCUGGCCUCGGCCGGGGAUGCGGUAGCCACCGCCGCGGUAGGAGUGGCUACCGAUGCGGCGGUCAACGGAUUGGUGGGAUUCGGGGUCUGGACGGCGGUCAAAAACUGGCUGCUUUCGGGUGGGGUGGCGGUGGUCGCCGUGGAGGUUUUCUUUGCGGUUGCCACCAUCGUUGUGACAGCUAGGGCCGCCAGAACGAAUUCCGAGGUCGAGGAGGAGAAUGAUUCGGGUGGUUGGUUCGACUUUCUCGGUAGCAAGAACGAUGCCGAAGACCUAGCUACCAGCAAUGCAGUCGACUCGGUUCGGCUUUUCGCAACGGAAGAGGGAAUCCAGGAGCCAAAUACCAGUGAUGUCCUGCAAUCUGUACAACUGGAAACAACAGAAGAGGGAGUCGGGGAGCCAAAUACCAGUGAUGUGCUGGAAUCUGUACAGCUGGAAACAACACAAGAGAUCGAGGCGUCGAAUUCCAUGGACAUGGUGGUAGACUCGGGGCGGCUCGAAACAAUCAAGGAUACUUUGGACUCGAUACAGUCAGAGGCCACCGAUUUUGUGCCACCCGAAAUAAUGGAAAACAUCGACCGGUUUGACAUCGAAGUCGAUGAGUCAAUCAGCAUCGAUGGAUUUGGUUCGGUUUCGAUCGAAGCGAUUGACAAUGCAAGCGACACGAAGGGUCCCGAACAAUACGGCGUCUCCGAUACAGAUCCACUUUAUGCCUUGAAAUUUCCAGAGGCAGAAACGCCAACAGACAGUACUUUGGAUCCGUUACAGCGCGAAACAAUGCAAAGCAGCAGCAACGGGUACGAAACCAACGAAGAAACUUCUGGUUACGCUGUCAACUUUCCGGAUCAAAAUAAUUUGACUACUAGUAGUGGCAUCGAGACUUUGUAUUCGAUGCCCUCCGAAGCAGCGGCUACAGAAUUUACGGCCGAACAAGACAGCUCGGCGAGGAGUGAUGCUAUCGGCGAGAAAGGCGACAACUACAGUUUAGGUCUGCAAAAUUACGAUGAUAGCAGCGACCAACACGACGAAAAUAACCGAGAUCGGUGACUACAGCGAUAUUUACAUGAAUCAAAGCUCGAGACAGUGCAUGCAGUAAGGCACAGCAAACCCAUAACGGAUAAAUUCACAAGGUGGCAGGUUUGGAGAAACAGGUAGUUUGUGCAGCAUGAACCGACAAAAUGGGGAAAAGAUUUCUGCUCAAAUUGGAAAGCUUGAGAAUCUGUCGAGAAAGCUGGUCACGGAUCCAUUGGGAAUCGAGUCUUUUUYACAACAAAGAUGACUUCAUUGUAGAACGUUACAAAUACAACUGCUGUUUUUCGAAGCUUUGAUUGCGAUGGCCAAGUCACGAUAGGUGKCAAUGGAGAACAUGAUAACUUGAACUCUUAUAAAGUAUUAAAUACAAA
This is a messenger RNA of Pseudo-nitzschia multistriata, 1615 nucleotides long. The record is from the annotation of a GenBank genome assembly. NCBI's taxonomy places the organism in Eukaryota, Bacillariophyta, Bacillariophyceae, Bacillariales, Bacillariaceae.